Messenger RNA from Poeciliopsis prolifica (blackstripe livebearer), 3238 nucleotides. RefSeq names its product myosin binding protein C1 (gene mybpc1). NCBI's taxonomy places the organism in Eukaryota, Metazoa, Chordata, Actinopteri, Cyprinodontiformes, Poeciliidae. The transcript is spliced from 18 exons. The record is from RefSeq and is a predicted model, not a curated record. The annotation marks the transcript as partial. Gene Ontology annotation, molecular function: protein binding.
GUACAUUUUUGAACAUAAGGGCACGCAAAGGAUUAUGGUGAUUAACAACUGUUCCUCUAAUGAUGAUGCAGCCUAUUCUGUGGUUGCAGGAGAAGAGAAAUGUACCACAGAGCUUUUUGUCAAAGAGCUACCAAUAAAAAUUGUUAAAGGUAUUGAGCCUGUGAAGACUACAGUGAACGAAAGGAUUGAGCUAGAGUGUGAGGUGUCGGAGGAAGGCGCUCAAGUUAAAUGGAUGAAAAAUGGCGUUGAAGUCCCAACAGGAGUUCGCUCAAGGUACAGAGUGAAGUGUGAAGGAACCAAACAUUACUUGGUCAUUGAUGAUGCCUCCAAAGACGACACUGGAACAUAUUCUGUCAUGGCCAGUGGAGGCACUUCAGAGGCUCAUGUUCAAGUAGACUUGAAACCCUUGAAGGUGUUUCAGGAUCUGCAGGAUAUGACAGUGAUGCUGGGGCAACCCAUAAAGUUACACUGUGAAAUCUUCCCAGGAAAUGUCCCAGGUCGUUGGUACAGGAAUGGACAGCUGAUCCAGCCAAGUGAUCGUCUCAACAUUAUACACAGGGCUAAAGUUCACCGACUGGAAAUUGAGACAAGUUCCCUUCAUGAUGCAGGAGAUUACACUUUUGUGCCUGAAGGAUACUCACAAAGCCUGUCUGCUAAAAUCCACAUCAUUGAUCCUCCAAGAGUACAUCUCGAAAGCUUGAACUUCCCAGACAACACCGUCACAGUUGUGGCUGGAAACAAACUCCGAUUAGAGAUCCCCAUAAGUGGAGAACCAGCACCUAGAGUGGUGUGGAUGAAAGGAGAAAGGGUGAUUCUUGAUUCAGGCCACAGAGUUCACGCUGAAACUUACGGCGACCAGACCAGCCUGACAAUUGAAGUCACAGAGCGCGAAGAUACAGGAAACUACAAAAUUGUUUUACAGAAUGAGGCAGGAGAAGCUACAGCUAGUGUCAAAAUCAAGGUUGUUGACAUUCCUGAUCCUCCUGAGGCACCUUUGGUCCCAGUUGUGGGAGGCGAUUGGUGUUCUAUGACAUGGGAACCACCCAAGUAUGAUGGAGGUUCACCCAUAUUAGGAUACUUCAUUGAGAGAAAAAAGAAACAGAGCUCCAGAUGGAUGAGGCUGAACUUUGACUUGAUCAAAGAUACUUCAUUUGAACCUAAGAAGAUGAUUGAAGGAGUGCCAUAUGAAGUCCGGAUCUUUGCAGUCAAUGCCAUUGGUGUCUCCAAACCCAGUGAACCGUCCAAAGCCUUUACUCCCCUCGCUGUGACCAGUGAGCCCACUAUGCUGGUUGUGGACGAUGUUACUGACACCACAGUGACUGUAAAAUGGCGUCCUCCAGAAACCAUUGGGGCAGCUGGGCUGGAUGGAUAUUUAGUGGAGUACUGCAUCGAAGGAACUGACGACUGGGUGGUAUCCAACAAAGAGGUAACUGAGAAAACCAAGUACACCAUCACUGGUCUAACUCCAGGAUGUAAGAUUUUAGUUCGAGUCAAAGCCAUAAAUAAAGCAGGAGCCAGUGCUCCACGCACUCUGCAGCACUCUGUCCUGGUCAAAGAAGUUGUUGAACCACCAAAGAUCCGUGUCCCGCGACACCUGAAACAGACUUACACUCGCAAAGUUGGAGAAACCGUUAACCUUGUGGUGCCUUUCCAGGGAAAACCUCGGCCAAAGGUUACUUGGAUCAAGGAAGGCAACCCUGUAGAACCUUCCCAUGUUAGCAUCCGCAACACAGACUGUGACAGCAUCAUUUUUAUCCGUAAAGCAGACCGAAACCACUCUGGGAAGUAUGAGAUGACGGUACAGGUUGAGAACCAUGUUGACACGGCAAUUAUAGACAUACAGAUUGUGGAUCUACCAGGACCGCCUCAGGCUGUCACAAUUGAAGACGUUUGGGGAGAAAAUGUAGCUCUCGUGUGGACCCCUCCAAAAGACAGUGGAAAUGCCCCAAUAACAGGCUACACCAUUCAAAAAGCAGACAAGAAAACAAUGGAAUGGUUUACAUGCAUUGAGCACUAUCACCGGAACUGCAUCACCAUCACAGAACUGGUGGUUGGGAAUGAAUAUUUCUUCAGAGUCUUCUCAGAAAAUAUGUGUGGUCUGAGCGAACUGGCCACCCAGACCAAAAAGAGCGCUCUGAUCGUCAAAGAAGGCUUGCAGAUGAAAAUACCCGAGUACAACGACCGCGACUUCAAGGAGCCACCAAAGUUCACUCAACCACUAAUCAACACCUUUGCUGUUGCUGGGUAUAACGCUACGCUGAACUGCAGCGUCCGUGCCAACCCAAGGCCAAAAGUGAUCUGGAUGAAGAAUAAGAUGAUCAUCUUUGAUGACCCACGCUACCGAAUGUUUAGCAACCAAGGAGUCUGCACCCUGGAGAUCAGGAAACCCAGUCCCUAUGAUGGCGGCAUGUACACCUGCAAGGCCAUCAACGACCUGGGGGAGGCCCAAGUGGAAUGCAAGCUGGAGGUCAAAGGGGGGUUUACCUUCUUCGAGCUCAUGCAGCGUGGCGUACCCUUACACCUGAUCGAUAAAUACAUGAACGAGUCGAAGAUCGUAGAGCAAGACAAAUGAAACUGAAACCACUACAAAAAGGAGCUUUAGCUUUGCAAAACUUGUCUGCCAUCAGCGACCCUCGUCUCUCGCCUCUCUUUUUGGAUCAGCACACUGACGGCGGGUUAAUGCUGGAUUAAUGGAUCGGUUCUGGCGGAGGGAGUUCUGGUCUGUGGUGUGGAAUGCUGUGUGCAUGAUUGAAGCUUGUUGUUGACAUAAAAACCCGGUCAUUUCAUCUCCUUUCACUCCCUGUUUUCUUUGAAAUAAUGUAUCACCUCAGAACCUACUUUAGUGUUUAAGAACAAGAAAAAAUUUUAUUUAAAUAAGGAUUAAUGAAUAGCAACUCGUGUCUGAGGUAUUUUCUGUGGGUUUUUCUUGGUUUGGUCAGUGAAUGUGUUAUUUAUUUUGGUUGGGGAGUUCCAUAGAAAAGAAACAGAAAUGUUUAAAUUAUCCAUGUUAAUAUGAAUUUAACUCAAGAUAAGAACGAUUUGGGUAAAGUUGGAGAAAGAAACUUGAUUUAUUUUUUGGCUUUUUUUUUCUUGUGGGGAAAUGUAGAAGUUUACUCACAUGCAUGACAUCAAAACUUUUGAGUUUAUUUUGGACUGAUAAAGGUUCAACCAUACGUGCAUGUCUUUUCCUUUGUAAUUACGAACCGCAGCUAUAAUAAACCUUCGAAUUGCGUCUGUC